GCAGCAGCCAUGGGGUUGGAGCUGCGGCCGCCCCAAGCCCCUCGGGCCUGGAGAAACUCCGGGGGGCUCUGCGGCCUCCGGCUCCUCCUCCCUCUGGGGGUCUUCGCCUUUCUCCUCUACCUCUCCAACAAAUGGCUCCCAGUCCUGCCACUGUCCGACCGACCGCGGGCCAUCCUCGCCCCCCAGGGCUCCCCCAGCGCUAAGAUUCAUUGCCUGGACCCCGAAAUCCUACUGGGUCGCUUGGUGAAGGAGUUCACGGCCAGCGUGGCCACCCCGGGGGACCUAAAACUGGACCACUACCUGGCCGGCUGGAGAGAGUUGAUCAGGUUCCUGUCCCCGCUGGGGACGGUCUUCUCCUUCGUCACGCAAGAGGCCACCUCAAAGCUCUCCGUCCUGGACGCUCACUCCACGGGUCCUCACGCCGCCCACUACGCCUCGCUGUCCACCAUGGCCUCCUGGGAGCUGAGCCGGGGGCUGGUGGACCUGCCCGGUGGACCCGCGCGGGACCCUGCCCUCCCCCGCUCCGGCCUCCGCACCCUCCUCCUUCUCCACCGGGCCCUCCACUGGGUCCAGCUCUUCCUGGCCAAACUGGCGGGGCCGCGGGGAGCCGGGGACACCGGGGUCCUGUGUGCGGAGGCCUACAGGGAGGCGUUGGCCCCCUACCACAGUUGGUUCAUCCGGCAGGCGGCCGGGCUGGCCUUUCUGGCCAUGCCCCCGCGGGGCCGGCUGCUGGACCUGGCCUGCCCCGGAGGCAGGGAGGUGGAGGCCGUGGGGGCGUUCGGGUGGGCCGCCGAGACCCUGCAGCGGGUGUACAACGUCACUCAGAACGAGUACGCGGCCCGAGGCCUCCUGGAGCUGCCUUGAGAUCGAGCCUGGCGGCGGCAGAGGCAUCAGGGCCUAGAAGGGGCUUCACGAGCUCAGCCAUCCUGCCACCCUGUAUGAUGAUGAUGAUGAUGGCAUUUAUGAAGCGCUUACUAUGUGCAAAGCACCGUUCUAAGUGCUGG
Messenger RNA from Tachyglossus aculeatus (Australian echidna), 1004 nucleotides. It is a transcript of the gene GLTPD2, whose product is annotated as glycolipid transfer protein domain containing 2. Bases 10 to 864 code for a protein of 284 amino acids. The transcript is spliced from 4 exons. Lineage: Eukaryota; Metazoa; Chordata; Mammalia; Monotremata; Tachyglossidae. Gene Ontology annotation, cellular component: cytosol; membrane; cytoplasm. The record is from RefSeq and is a predicted model, not a curated record. Gene Ontology annotation, biological process: intermembrane lipid transfer; ceramide transport. Gene Ontology annotation, molecular function: ceramide 1-phosphate binding; ceramide 1-phosphate transfer activity.